GGAAUGUCAUUUUGUAAGUCGCUUCAACAUGACUCAGUCACAAAAGAAAAACAUCUCCGGGUGUUAUUGAACGAAAGAAAAGACACAACGACGAAUAUUUACAAAAAAAACUCGUUUUGUCACAACCAUAUACGGUGACAACAUAUCGCAGUUCGAGACGAUAAGUUUUGUUAUUCAACAGAGAGUGUGAUUGCGAAAAUCAACAAGAAAGAAAGGCGCUCCAGUGCGGAAAGAAAAAUUCAGCAGAAGCCCCAAAUUGCUGCAGAUUGUCUCCAUCCAAUGGGCAGGUGAAAGCACUGACGACAAUCAAGAAACAACGGCGUAUAAAUUUCAUCCAUCAUGAAAUUGGAACAUCUGGCGAUAUUUUUGGCCUUUCUGAGCUUGCAAUGUUUCGUCCGGGCCGACAGCUCUUCAGAAGAGGAUAGCUCUUCUGAUGAAGAUCAGAAUGAAGCCCUGUUGGAGGAAGAUCCAGAAUUCGAUUUACUCAUCUUCACACAAAGAUGGCCCAUAACGGCUUGCUACGAAUGGCGAGAGAAAAGUCCGGACCACAUUUGCGGUUUGCCUUCGGCGCAGAACAUCUGGACCAUACAUGGAAUCUGGCCUACCAAACUGAACACUAUAGGGCCUAGCUUCUGCAAUAAGACGGCAGUGUUCAACGUGACGGAACUGGAUCCCAUUGAAAAGCAGCUGGAGCAAUUCUGGAUUAACGUGGAAAAAAAUAAACCCUAUGAUUCUCUAUGGCGUCAUGAAUGGCUUAAACAUGGAACUUGCGCUGCAGCCGUGAUGGUCCAACUGAAUACGGAGGACAAAUACUUCGGUCAAGGCCUAACGUGGCUGCAACAGCAUUCAAUGGUUGAUGUGCUUGGAGAAGGAGGUGUUUUACCUGGCAACAAUUAUACAGUGCUAGAGAUCCAUCAAGUUUUGAUAGAUCGCCUUCAGAAGAACAUUGCAAUAGAGUGUUAUCACGACAAGGAAACAAAACAGCAAUUUUUAAAUGAGAUACGCGUCUGUUUCAACAAAAACCUAGAGCUGGAAAAUUGUGACGGAAUUCUGUUCGAGGACGUUUUCAUUGAUCAGCCACAGGGAAAAAUUAUCACCAACUGCAACCUGAACAAGCCGAUAUUCUAUCCGGCAACUGUACCCUUAUCACGAUACGAAAAGACACACAUGUCUCCAUUUGAUCUACACGCGAAAUUCUUGGAGGAGUUCAAGCGAAAGAAAGCAAAUCAGAACAAAACGAUGAAGACCUUGGUUAAUAUUUAUAAACUUAUUCAGCUGCUCAAGUGGUCAACAAUUUAAAAAUCAACAGAAACUUCACACUAUCAAACAACGUCUUUCAGCUUAUUUCAACUUAAACUACUCGACAUCCGUGACGUUGACUUGCAUUGCUGACCGUUUUGUGUUUUUAAUUGAUUUGAAUAAAUAGACACUACUAUUUUACAUGUUGAGGCGCUUAAAAUCACAACCAACGACUACGUCAUGUACCUUCAAUUUGUAUCUAAUAAACGUGAAAUACUUCUAAUUCGGCUAACCAAAAACGCAAACAUAAAAACGACUGUAAAUAGCAUCCCUUACUUUAAUAAUUACUGAAAUUAAAUCGGAAACGAAACGACCUGAACCCAGCAUAGUGUGAUAAAGUACAUUUAAGCUUCAGAAUUGUGAAAGCUUUCUUUCAAUUUUAUUUAAAUAAAAGUGAGCAGCAGUGA
Messenger RNA from Aedes aegypti (yellow fever mosquito), 1706 nucleotides. It is a transcript of the gene RNaseX25, whose product is annotated as ribonuclease Oy. Lineage: Eukaryota; Metazoa; Arthropoda; Insecta; Diptera; Culicidae. The transcript has 2 exons. Gene Ontology annotation, cellular component: extracellular region. Bases 340 to 1299 code for a protein of 319 amino acids. Gene Ontology annotation, biological process: RNA catabolic process. The record is from RefSeq and is a predicted model, not a curated record. Gene Ontology annotation, molecular function: RNA binding; ribonuclease T2 activity.